Botrytis porri is the source of this 900-nucleotide messenger RNA. RefSeq lists its product as uncharacterized. The transcript has a single exon. Bases 1 to 900 code for a protein of 299 amino acids. Gene Ontology annotation, molecular function: peptidyl-tRNA hydrolase activity. The record is from RefSeq and is a predicted model, not a curated record. Lineage: Eukaryota; Fungi; Ascomycota; Leotiomycetes; Helotiales; Sclerotiniaceae.
AUGACGCAGCCAAAUCGCGUCCGCGCGCCAAAAAAGUUAUUCGCGAUUGAGGGGGAAAAAGAUUUAGAUUUGAGUGUGGAAUCACAAACACAAUCGCAAACAAACUUACAAUUACCAACCCCGCCAUCCUCCUCUACACCCACGCCCUCAAGCUCACCAUCAUCCUCCACUCAAACCCUCACCCCAACUCCAACCCGCAAACAAAAGCGCCGCGCCCUCCUCGCCGAAUCCCUCACUCUUUCCCUCUACACCUCCAACUUCCCAAAUCCCACCCCAGAAAGCGAUGUCCCCAACCCCAUCUCACCAAACCAUCUAACACCCACACCCACACCCACACCCACCAUGACCAUCCCCACCCGCCUCCUCAUCUGCUCCAUCGGCAACCCAGCCCCCUACACCAACACUCUGCAUUCCGCAGGCCACACGAUCCUGAGCCUCCUCGCCCCCUCUCUCCAAAAUCCCACAUUCCAAAAAUCCCGCUCCUACGGAAACGGUCUGCUAUCCCCCGGACCCAUCUACACACUCUGGAAAUCCAGUUCCCUGAUGAACAUAUCCGGCGUCGGCGUUUCAAGCGCCUGGACGAGUUUCCAGCGGGAAUCCUCUUCCGCAGAAUGUAAACUCGUUGUGAUACACGAUGAGUUGGAGUUACCGGCCGGAAGAAUAAAUGUCAAGUCCGGGAGUAAUAGUCCAAAGGGGCAUAAUGGGUUGAAGAGUAUUCGGGAUACGUUGCGGGGACAGCCGUAUACGCGGAUUGGGAUUGGGAUUGGGAGGCCGGAGAGUAGGGAUGCGGGAGUGGUGGCGAAUUAUGUGUUGAGGAAGAUGAGUGCGGAGGAGAAGAGGAAAAUUGAGGGGUGUGUGGGAAAGGUGCUUGAGGAGUUGGCGAAGUUGAGUGGAGAGUAG